This is a messenger RNA of Blepharisma stoltei, 309 nucleotides long. The record is from the annotation of a GenBank genome assembly. NCBI's taxonomy places the organism in Eukaryota, Ciliophora, Heterotrichea, Heterotrichida, Blepharismidae.
AUGCAAAAAAUUAAUAAGCUAGGAGGUAUUGAGAGAUGAAUUUUCAUUAAACUAUUUUUGGUAGCUUUGAUUAGACUUUCAGGCAAUAAUGGGAAUUAUUUUGAUAGAAAAUCUAUUAUUUAUAUUAAUUUAAAUAAAAUAAAUAAGGCAUGUGAUUUUGCUUGAAAAUUAAAAUUGAUUAUUCUUGAAGCUUGAUUUAGGUUAAGAUUGAUCCCAAAGCUUAAAUUAUUUUAUUAUUGUGGUUUUUUUGGGAUAAUUGCUUUUUUUUAUAAAAUUAUUGAAUUAUUUAGAUUUAGAGCAAUAAAUUAG